Messenger RNA from Suillus subaureus, 819 nucleotides. RefSeq lists its product as uncharacterized. The record is from RefSeq and is a predicted model, not a curated record. Lineage: Eukaryota; Fungi; Basidiomycota; Agaricomycetes; Boletales; Suillaceae. The transcript is spliced from 3 exons. Bases 1 to 819 code for a protein of 272 amino acids.
AUGUCUCAGAACGUUAUAUCAAAGUCCACUGCGUCCUUGAAUUCGAGUUCCACCUUCGGCACUCCCAUCUCUGCAUCGGCGCCUCUCCGACCUUCCUCUCUGCGCAGAUUGUCCACGUUGACCCUCGCGAGCUCCUGUGACAUGCAUGUGGACCCGGAAGGUAUCCUGACGCAGCUAUCGGUCAAGAAAGUCCCCACGCAGCCUGCUACUCCAAGGACACCGUCAACAAAGGACGUUAAAACACACUAUUCAAAAACAAAACUUAAAAUUCCCGCUCCAUCCGCAAUCUCCCCGUCAAAGACGUCAAGCAGUCUAAAUUCCACAAGGGAUACAUGCCUUCUAUCCGUUUCUUCUGACGAAGAGGACAAAGCACGUUCUCAACGUGCGAAGAAGCCUUACCCUGCCAGUUUUGGCAUCAACGCAAAUUAUUACAUUACAUCAUCUGUGCACAAGGAUCAGGCUAGGAAACGUGAGUCGAGGCAGAGCGCUUUUUUACUGCCCAAGGCUUCCCCUAGCUCGUUGGAUAACGACGAUCGAUUUUCAACAGCAAGUGUAGAGACUGCUGCAACAACCGUCUCGCUUUCUACACCUGCCCUGCCCGUGAUCGUGCCGAAGGCGAAACCCUUGAUGAUUGGUCCUGAACUCCCUUGUCCACAGGUGCCUCCAUCGCCUCCGUUACGUAUCCCACUAUCUUGCGUCUCCCGUGACCACAUCCCCGAGUAUGCCUUCCAUGUCACCGAGUACACCUGCCACGCCUCUGCUCGCUACCCAGACGUGUCCAUGCACGCUUUGCCAUUCUGUGUGUGGGAUCUCGGUUGA